AUGGGCAGACUCAUUAAAAACCACUGGGGUCGGUUGAUAAUUCUGACCGCGGCAGCCUACCAGGUUGCCAGCGCCGUCGAAGGCUUCAUUUGGCCGAAGGUAUUUUGGGACUUCGUCUCCAGAAACCUCGAUGCUGCCGUGGCCCCAGUUCCAGUCCUCCAAAUUUUGAACCUGAUAAUGGGGCUUGUUGGGAUAGCCUGGGAAUGGCCCUUGAAGCCAUUUGCUGGGUCGGGGUUACAUCGCAGCAUCCAAGGUAGACUCAUUUUAUACCCACUCAGCGCAUUACUCGCGGCGCUUCUAUAUCAAGGGACCGAUCCCGCUAUAUACUAUUUAAUUGGGAUAGGUGUUUAUUUUUGGGCUUACAGUGAAGGCGAGGUUGUUUGUCCGGAGCCUUGGACAUUGCCAAAACGACAUGGAUUACUUAAAGCAUAA
This is a messenger RNA of Penicillium soppii, 432 nucleotides long. RefSeq lists its product as uncharacterized. The coding region runs from base 1 to 432 and encodes 143 amino acids. The record is from RefSeq and is a predicted model, not a curated record. Lineage: Eukaryota; Fungi; Ascomycota; Eurotiomycetes; Eurotiales; Aspergillaceae. The transcript is spliced from 3 exons.